AUGGUUCUAGAAGCGGGCUAUCCAAACACAACAGGCUUUCGCAAAGUUGUUAAAGCAACAAUUCUAGUCAAGAAGAAGCCAGGCUUAAGCGAUGCAGACUUUAUAUCACAUUACAAUACCAAGCACGCCGAGAUGGCCAAAGAAGUCUUGAUGAAGCACGGGUGUAUUACAUACAGUCUCACCUACCAUCUCCAACGCGACAGAAACAUAAUGCAAGACAUGCUCAAAGGCAAAGCAAAUCUCUUAGCGUACGACGCUAUCUGCACGUUUGUGUUUCCUGAUUACAUGGCAUUUGCACGCUUCAUGUAUGAUCCAGCCAGUAAAGCCUUGACGGGUGAUCAUGACAACUUUAUGGUCGAGGAGGAGAUGAAGAUGAUGGUUGGAGACGAGUACAUGGUCAUUGAGGACGGAAAGAUGGUCGCGUGA
Molecule: messenger RNA, 426 nt
Organism: Aureobasidium melanogenum CBS 110374
Lineage: Eukaryota; Fungi; Ascomycota; Dothideomycetes; Dothideales; Saccotheciaceae
Exons: 2
Coding region: 1-426 (141 amino acids)
Molecular function (GO): oxidoreductase activity
Source: RefSeq, a predicted model, not a curated record